UUACUUUGUACUGGCAAGUUGUCUGCAAGAGUUAGCUAACGUGGUCAGAACAAACCUAUUGUAGGAAACUAGCCAGCUAAAAUUAGAAAAUUUAGCAAGCCAACUAAUGUUCGCAAGCUAGCUUAGCUGGUUAAAUAGCUAGCUAGCUUCUAUGACUCCUUAAACGUGAUCUUUCCUUUUAUCAACUACCAAGCGCAGUUUAUUUUGUGGAGUGAAGUUACAUGUUGAAGCGUCGCUAUGGCAAGUUUUGUAGACGUGAAGAAUGUUGAGCCAACCCACUUUGAAGAACAACACUACGACGAAUAUGAAUACUACAACCUUUCAGAAAAAUACACAAGUGGCGCUAGCCGCAAGGGGAGGUCAAAGAAGGAAGCCAGCGACAAUACCAACCGACCCAACCCCGGAGGCCACGAGCGCAAGCUCAUAGAGAAACUUCAGAACACUGAAAAGAAGGCCAAGGAGUGAGUAAAUUGGAGGGCAAAUCGGACGGCUAACACUGGCAACCGACCAUGGCCUUGGUGACAAAACAAGAUGGGCAGACAGACGGUGAACUCCAAUGUAGAGAGGGGUGAAUAUGAGGACGGGUCACAGGCUGCCAAUGAGUUUGACUCUAGCGUCAGUGAAGGGGGAUUUCAGUCCUCUCCUUCAUAGAGCUGAUGGUAUGGAGUGGGAGUGGCCUCACUGAAGGUGAUGUAGACAACCGUGCAAGCGGUCUUCUGGACGACCUUCCCAAACAAGUGGGGAGUAAUGGGAGUGGUUGCAGGCUGCAUCAUGUUUCAGUAUCAAUGUGGUUUUGUUUUUAAGUCUUAAUUGAUAUUUGUCACUUAAUGAUUGUUUUUUUUAAAGCAAAGAGGUUCUUAAAAUUGAUUGAAAAGUGUAUUGAAAAUAAAUGCUUUCAUAAAAUGUA
Messenger RNA from Oncorhynchus nerka (sockeye salmon), 907 nucleotides. RefSeq names its product nuclear protein 1-like. The transcript has 4 exons. Gene Ontology annotation, cellular component: nucleus. NCBI's taxonomy places the organism in Eukaryota, Metazoa, Chordata, Actinopteri, Salmoniformes, Salmonidae. Gene Ontology annotation, biological process: negative regulation of cell cycle; regulation of transcription by RNA polymerase II; negative regulation of cell population proliferation. The record is from RefSeq and is a predicted model, not a curated record. Bases 238 to 465 code for a protein of 75 amino acids.